GGCGAGUCUCAGGACGAGCAUCCAGACCCAUACCAGGACCGGAGAGAGCGAGAGGAAGAAUAGCAUCACGUCGCACUCCCCAACCGUCCAGCAGGCGCGUCGGUAGCCUCUCGUUAGCAGAUCGAGCCGAGCUGCCACGGCCACCCCACUAUCGUCAUCAAGAGGAAGAGGAAGAAGAAGGAGGAGGAGAAGGAGGAGGAGAAGAAGACGGGGCACAGGAGGCCGACCACUUUCUCUCCCUCCUAGAGGGGAUCCCCCCUUCGCCUUCACCACCUGAGCAGCCUCAAGAUCACCACUGGCCCGAGCAAUCCCUGUCCUACCAGCAGACCCGCGAGCCGCACGUCUCACACCACUCCACCCACAUUCACCAUACGCUUCCCCUUCGUCUUCGCGACACACCACCGCAGACUCGACCAUCGUCGCCGUUCUCGUCGCGUCUACCCCCCCAACCUCACCAGCAAGAGCAGGACAACGACUACCACUCGCCGGAGGACGGACACUUGUCGCAGCUGCCUCUGCUCUUGUCAUCGUCGUUGUACACUGGAGCAGUGCACGACACUUCCCGACUUGCCAAGAUGGAUCGCGACCCGCGAAGUAGAAGAUACGAUGACGGAGAAGUCACUAGAUACGGCGCUGGCGAGUCGUAUCGUCCGUUCAACUCGAACCGCUCUCCGCGGCGCGCCCGAACCCCCCCCAGGGAGCGCGCCCGAACCCCGCCGCCCCUGGACAGCGACCGUUACAUCCCCGGCCGACGUCGCUCGCGAAGCGCGGAUAGAUACCGGCGAGAGCUCUCGAGAGACCGCCGCGACACCAGGGAGCUAGGCGACAGCUGGAGACGACGGGACAGAAGCCGCAGCCUUCGCAGAAGCCCGCCCCGACGAUCCCCUCCUCGACGCAGUCCCCCCAGGCGAAGUCCCCCACCACGCAGAUUCUCCCCGCGACGGGAUGACAGGGACCGCCUGCGCUCUCCUCGGCGGGGCUUCGACUCAAGACGACGAUCGAGAUCCCCGUUCGAGAGAGAUCGCGGUCGAGCCCGGACGCCACCUCGCCGGUCCCCUCCUCCUCCGAGAGCCAAUACCUACAGAGCUCGGUCUCGCAGUCCGGACCGACGCGAUGAUCGCUACGGUCCUUCGUAUAGCAACAGCAAUAAUAACAACGCCAAUACUACCAGCAACACCAGCAACAACAGACGCCCUUCGCCUCAUCGUGAGCCCCCGGUGUCUGCGGCGGUUCCGCCCCAGGACGCCUCCCGCAAGUCCUCACCUCACCCUCCGCCCCCAGCCCGCCGCGACGACCGCUCACGCCCACCAACACCCCUUCCCUCGAGGCCGCUAUCUAGAUCCUCGCACGGCGUGCCAGCCGCUAGAGAGAAGGAAAGCCCCUCGAAGCCCCCCGCCGCCACCGCCGCACAGGAGCCUCCCGCCCCCCCCAGAUCUCCACCGCGCGGCCCCGCCGCUUUUCGAGCACCGCCGACCGGUCCUCGAGAUACUCGCAGUUACGGCAGCCAGCCUACGGGGGCAAUAGGGCCGCCCGCCCGCCCGCCGCCUCCCGCUGCGCCCCCGGCAGCGCCGGGUCGACAGGAUAGUAACGGGCCUACCACCCCUGCUCCGCCAUCGGGCCCCCGCGGAUAUGUGGCUACUCGGGGAGGCGGUUACGGUCGCGGUGGCGGCGGCAGCAGCGGCAGCGGUCGAGGAGGAGGGAGUGCGGGUUGGGGCAGCGCGAUACAGAGCCGAAAUCUGCCGCCGGCCGCGACCCCAGCCUCGGCUUCAUCGGCAACGGGCUCCAAUAACAUCCCCACAGGCCCCCGUGCGGGUUCAUCGUCGUCCGCGUCCGCGUCCGCAUCGCAGCCUCAGCCGCAGUCGCAGUCCCAAUCUGUACCCUCCACACCUGUGGGCCAGUCGAAGCCGUUCAACCCACCCAAGGGCCCGGCGGCCGAUAGUAGCGGCGGUGGUGGACGGCUAAGCCUCGCGCAGCAGCACCUCGCGAGCUUACCGCCGAUCAUACCGGGCGGGAAGGUAGAUAACAGCGGUAGCAACGGUACCCACCACGGCCACCAUCAGCCGCACCACGGCGGUCACGCCAACAUUGCGACGGCCGCUGGCGCCGGCAGCAACGCGACGGUCUCCGCGGCGGUCGCAGGCGUGGCGCCGGAGCUACAAGCGCACUACCUGCAGCUGCGCGAGGAAGAGGAGCGACUGCGAGCGGAGAAGUACGCCAAGGAGGAGAAGCUGCGGCGCAGCCUUGCAGCGUGGGACCGGUCGGAGCGCGAGGCGCGAGUGCUAGAGCUCCGGACGGAGCUUAGCGAGGCCGGCGUCAAGAAGUUUGCGGGCGAAGGGGUGGGCGGCGCGGCUUUCUAGUCAGGGGGCUUGUCGCUGUAUUUUUUUUUUCUCUCGUUCUCCCCCACCGAAAAAUUAGAAAAAUAGGAGCAAGGCACUAUGGCUUCGGCUUGGUGCGUGGUAGAGGCGGGUAUGAGAACCGUAUGAACUGACGGACGGACGGACACGAGAGAGGCCGAGGGAAAUAAAUGAAGAAGGGGGGAGACGCGGGUGGGGCGGAUACAGAAGAGAUUGACACGGGAGAGGGAGAGAGAAGGGAUCCGCGAAGCCGAAGUCGCAACUGAUCCCCGGGUCCGAUUCCGGGUCCCGGAUUCUCGGUACGAGGAAGGGGGGAGGCAGAGACGGAAAGCAGCAAGGAGAGGAGAGACGUGGGGGGGGCGAAGGGUGGGUAAUAGAGGGAUGCGUAAUGAGGGACGGACGACAGCGCCGCGAUGCCGCUGUACUGUGAGGCAUGCCGCUGCCGUCCGCAUCACUUGCGGCCGCGGCCGAGGUUCGGGAGGAGAGGCUGCGAUUAGCGGUAGGGAGCGGUAGGUAGCGUGGUGCCGUGUAGAUACAAAUACGAUCGCUAUCAUCAUCGUUAGGUACUAGCACUAACUACUCUGCGAAAUCGCAGAACUUGCUGUCGGUGUUA
Molecule: messenger RNA, 2967 nt
Organism: Durotheca rogersii
Lineage: Eukaryota; Fungi; Ascomycota; Sordariomycetes; Xylariales; Xylariaceae
Exons: 3
Coding region: 576-2357 (593 amino acids)
Source: RefSeq, a predicted model, not a curated record